ACCCAACACAGCUUUAAAUCUGUCAACACUGGAUUGCCAGUGGCUGCAUAUUUUCUGUCAGUCCCUCAGAACAAAUGAAGAUGGACAGAGACUUUAACAUGACUCUCAGUGUCAAGACCGAAGACAAGGACUUAAAUGAGUUUUGCUUCUCCUGGAUUAAGCUGUGUGCCUGAACAAGAAUCUUCAUACCUCCAAGAUGAAGUGAUGCAAUGACAUCUGACCUCAGCAGGAGAAAGAGAUCAGAGCUUUCACAACCCAGCUGUGUAUCUGUAAAACGUAACAUCCAUGAUUCCAGGAACCAACUUUUAGAUUAGAUUAGAUUAGAUUCAACUUUAUUGUCAUUACACAUGUACAAGUACAAGGCAACGAAAUGCCAGUGACCUCUGACUUCAGGAUGAGUAACGCACAGAGACAAACUGGAGACGAAACAGAGGAUGGUAAACUACAGAGCAUCAAAGACCAACACAAAACCUGCAUGAAGAAAAAAUAUGAGCGAUUAUUCGAGGGAAUCAAACUCCAAGAGAACCAUGCCCUACUAAAUAGGAUUUACACUCAGCUGUACAUCAUAGAGGGAGAGAGUGAAGGAGUGAAUGAAGAACAUGAGGUUUCACAGAUGGAGAAAACAGCCAGAACAAAACACUCACAACACUCUUCAAUCUACUGCAAUGACGUCUUUAAAGAGGAGAAAGAGCAGAUCAAGACUGUUCUCACCAAAGGCAUCGCUGGAAUUGGAAAAACCGUCUCUGUGCAGAAGUUCAUUCUGGACUGGGCCGAGGGAAAAGCCAAUCAGGAUGUAGAUUUCAUGUUUGUGCUUCCAUUUCGAGAGCUGAACUUGAUUAAAGAUCAUCAGUACAGUCUUCACAGACUUCUGCUGGACUUUCAUCCUGAACUUCAAGAUCUGGAGCCUAAGAUUUACGAGGAGUGUAAAGUUGUGUUCAUCUUUGACGGUCUGGAUGAAAGCAGAAUCACACUAAAGUUUUCAGAUGCUCAAAAAGUUUGUGAUGUGACUGAGACUUCAUCAGUGGCAAUGCUGAUGUCAAAGCUGAUGAAAGGAGAGCUGCUUCCCUCUGCUCUCAUCUGGAUCACCACCAGACCAGCAGCAGCCAAUCAGAUCCCCUUCAAAUUCGUCAAUCGUCUGACAGAAAUUCAAGGAUUCACUGAGCCUCAGAAAGAGGAAUAUUUCAGGAAGAGAAUCCGAGAUGAAGAUCAAGCCAGCAGAAUCAUCUCCCACAUCAGAAGAGCAAGAAGCCUCCACAUCAUGUGCCACAUACCCGUCUUCUGCUGGAUCUCAUCCACUGUGCUUCUGAAGCUCCUGGAAGAAGAUCUGAGUGCAGAAAUCCCUCAAACUCUGACUGAGAUGUACAUCCACUUCUUGCUGAUUCAGAUCAGCAUGAGGAACCAGAAGUAUGAGGAGAGGGAUCCAGAGAAACUCCUCCAGUCCAACAGAGAGGUGAUUGUCAAACUUGCUGAAGUGGCUUUCAAACAGCUGAUUAAGGGCAAUGUGAUGUUCUAUGAGGAGGACCUGAUUGAGAGCAGCAUAGAUGUCUCUGACACAUCACUGUAUUCUGGGAUUUGCACUGAGAUCUUUAAGGAAGAAUCUGUGAUUCAUCAGAGGAAAGUCUACAGCUUCAUCCAUCUAAGCAUUCAGGAGUUUCUUGCAGCUUUACAUGUGUUUUACAACCACAUAAGCAACACUACAAAAGCUUGUUUUGAUUCACUGCAUAAUCUCCAUGAAAGAGUAGUAGAUAAAACCAUUGAGAGUGCGAAUGGGCGACUGGAUCUGUUCCUGCGGUUCCUGCUGGGCAUCUCAUUGGAGUCCAAUCAGAGCCUCUUACAGGACCUACUGACACACACAGAGAAGAGCUCAGAGAGCAUCCGGAGGAGCACACAGUACAUUAAAAAGAAGAUCAAAGAUGGACAUCAACUCUCCACUGAAAGAUCCAUCAAUCUGUUCCUCUGUCUGCUGGAAGUGAAAGAUCAAACUCUAUCCAGAGAGAUUCAGGAGUUUGUGAAAUCAGACAAACACUCGGAGAAGAAGCUCUCUCCUGCUCACUGCUCAUCAAUCGCCUACAUGCUUCAGAUAUCAGAGGAGGUGCUGGAUGAGCUGGAGCUCAAGAAGUACAACACGUCAGAUGAGGGCAGAAGAAGACUGAUACCAGCUAUCAGCAACUACAGAAGAGCACUUCUUGCUGGCUGUGAUCUCUUUGCUCAGGAUUGUGAAAUUGUAUCAUCAGUUCUUCAAUCCACCUGUGUCCUGAGAGAGCUGGACCUGAGUAACAAUGACCUGCAGGAUUCAGGAGUGAAGCUGCUCUCUGAUGGACUGAAGAGUCAAAACUGUCAGCUGGAGAUACUGAGGUUGUCCGGCUGUAUGGUGACAGAGGAAGGCUGUGGUUUUGUGUCUUCAGCUCUGAGUUCAAACCCCUCACACCUGAGGGAGCUGGAUUUGAGCUACAAUCACCCAGGACAAUCAGGAGUCCAGCUGCUCAAACAUAAACUGGAGGAUCCACACUAUAAACUGCAGAAGCUUGAUUUGCACCAUGGAGGACAUUUCAGGAUCACAUCUGGACUGAGAAAAUAUGCCUGUGAUCUCACACUGGAUCCAAACACCGCACACAAUCAACUGGUAUUGUCUGAGGAGAACAGAAAGGCAACAAAUGUGAAAGAUCCUCAGCCGUAUCCUGAUCAUCCAGAGAGAUUUGAGCAACAGGAACAGGUUCUAUGUAAACAGACUCUGACUGGACGCUGUUACUGGGAGGUGAAAUGCAGCGGCUCAUGUCAAGUGGGAGUGGUUUACAGGGGAAUCAACAGAAAAAUUGGGAGUAACUGUCGGUUUGGACGCAAUGAAAACUCCUGGACUGUGUACUGUUAUGAUGAGGUUUACACAGUCUGGCACAAUAAUAAGAGCACAGAAAUCAUUGCUCCUUCAGCUCGUACCAAUAGAGUAGGAGUGUAUGUGGACGUGUCGUCCGGCUCUCUGACCUUCUACAGCGUCUCUGACACACACACACUCACGCACAUACACACAUUCGACACCACAUUCACUGAAGAACUCUAUGCUGGAUUUAGCGUUUAUCCUGAAUCUUCUGUGUCUCUUUGUGAGAUAUAAUGCCACUGAAGCUUUGUUAUUAUCUGCAUUAUCUUUGUCUUCAUUCAGCUGCACCACUUUGAGACUGUGUUUAUCUGCACUUAUUCUCAUCUACAGCAGUAUCUGUGAAGAAUAAAGAAAUCAAGCAUUCUCCGUUAGUUCAGGCAGGCCUCGUAGUCGUUGCUUUCAGCUGCCCCAUCAGCUAAUUCAAUUUUCAUUACGUUGAUUGGGAAACACUUAACAACCCAGCUCAAUUUCCAACACAAUUUUGACCCCUACCCCAGGGAUCCUCAACCCUAUAGACUGGUUUCACGUGACCGCCAUUUUAAACAGCGAAAUCGAGGCUGCAGUGGGGAAAAAACCCGAUAGUAGUCACACAGGAAUGUUGUAUACCUGGCUGAAUAUCUUAUCAGUGAAGAGAAAGUGACACAAAUGAAUAAUUUCACCAUCUUCCAAGUGACCCAAAGGUCCGUUCUGAAUGAAUAGUGAAAAUAAAAAGGGAUAUCAGACCUAAUUUUCGGCUAAGUUAAGGGAAAUGGCACUAGUUAGCUAAAGUUUUCUUUCCCUAACAGAUGUUUUAGAUGCCAUUUAUCAAACUCAAGUUACUGAACUGAUUCUUUCACUAUAUUAGACUUGUCACGACACAAAAUUUCGGUACUGAAAUUAAAAAAACGCCCAUUUCCCAUUAACGUUUAAGGCACUGUUGAGCGAAUUCUGAC
Messenger RNA from Danio aesculapii, 3804 nucleotides. RefSeq names its product protein NLRC3. Gene Ontology annotation, molecular function: protein binding. The coding region runs from base 371 to 3106 and encodes 911 amino acids. Lineage: Eukaryota; Metazoa; Chordata; Actinopteri; Cypriniformes; Danionidae. The record is from RefSeq and is a predicted model, not a curated record. The transcript has 7 exons.